Molecule: messenger RNA, 3513 nt
Organism: Sordaria macrospora k-hell
Lineage: Eukaryota; Fungi; Ascomycota; Sordariomycetes; Sordariales; Sordariaceae
Biological process (GO): iron-sulfur cluster assembly
Cellular component (GO): cytosolic [4Fe-4S] assembly targeting complex
Source: RefSeq, a predicted model, not a curated record
AUGUCGAAUUUCAAGGACUGGGCCCUUCAAUACGUGCUCUCAGACGACGAGACUGCUCAGAGUGAAAUUGCCAAAAAGGCGGCAAAAGAAAUCGAAAACACAAGAGCCAGCAGUGCGUCUGUGGGAAGUUGGGCUGCCUCCAUCCAGCCAUGGAUAACCAUCACCAAACAGGACGAUGAUAACUCAGACGACGACGAUGACGACAGCGGCAGCGGUGACAUAAUAGCACGGGCCAAGGCCCUGAGCUUCCUCGCCGAUACUCUCGAAGCUUUGGAUAAAAGCCUACUACGACCCGAACAAGUAAACAUGGUCGUUGGAUUCUUCGGCGCCAUGUUUUCUUACGACCACAAGGCCGGCAUUACCGCCUCGGCCAAGGCACUACGCCAGCUUUACACCAUGAAGGGAUUCAAGCCUGCAGUCGGCGUCAAGAUGAUCGAGGAGGUCUGCAAACUCAAGGAGGAUUUCAAGCUACAGACGGCAGCCACCAGACUCGAAAUCUACGAGCUAUUCCUCAGUCUCACCCAGGAUCAGUCAGUGAACAAUGAACUGCAAGACAAAUACGGCACAUCUGGCGGGUUCAUCGUCGAUAUCCUUCAGCUAUGCCAGAACGAGAGGGACCCGAGGAAUCUCAUGCUAUGGUUCAAACAGCUUCCCAUCUUCCUUACCGAGUAUUUGACAUCCGACCAAGUAACCGAGGAGAUCUUCAAGGCUUUCUCAGCAUACUUCCCCAUCACACUGAGGAACUCGGCUACCCCGAUCGGCAUCACUGCGGACGACCUCAAGAACGCCGUAAGGGCGUGCUUUGCAUCCCACCACAAGGUAGCCAAGCUUGCGUUCCCGUUCCUUGUUGGAAAGCUCGACCAGGGUGAUGCAAUUACAGUCUCGGUAAAACUCGACAUUCUCAAAACCAUCAAGGCCUGUGUCGAACAGUACGACAAUCCGCAGGCCAGCGUUGUCCUGUACGUCAACAAGAUCUGGAACUCUCUCAAGUACGAAGUACGAAACGGAGAGGUCAAGGAGACUAUCGAUGCUACCCUGGAAGUAUUGCGAGCGAUUGCCAAUAGGCUUGACGGUACAAAAACCCAAAAGUUCGAUGUAUCUUUGCUCAAGAACUACAUCGAUAUUGUGGUGGACGACUGCCGCGACGACCUUGCGAACCCGACAUAUACAAAGCAGGCUGGCCUUCUCUUGAUGACUGUCAUCACUACCAAUACCCGUGCAUUUACCCUUGAGAGUGCGGCUUUCGUUGACAUCAUCAGGAAAAACCUCCGUCAACCAAAGUCUCCAUCUCAUACGAAGGACCUGCUCCUUCUUCUGAACUCCACCCUGAAGUCUCGGGCAGAUCUUUUCAAGAACAGGAAACAAGGUCAUCCAGAGGACGAGGAGGCUCUCAAGACGGAGUCUAGUGCUCAUCUGGUAGCUCUCUACCACGAUGUCUACCUACCAACAUGGGCUUCAAAGUCGGAAGAGACUACAUCAGAGGUUCUUAAGCAGGUUGUUCAAGGUCUUGCUCUGCUCGCAACUCAGCAGACUCUUCGACCCGACGGGCAAAUCUCCUUGCUUGCUUCCCGUUCAGUUUGCUCCGAGAUCUGCUCUUUGUUGACGCAUACGUUAACCAAGGGCUUGGCGCUUAGCCAAAACGAUAACUCGGCCGACACUGCGGUGGAAGAUGAAGCGGUGCUGGCUCUGCAGUCAGUUGUUGCAACAUACACGGACGGGUAUGCGGAGCUCGUUGACAGAGCGAAGGUUGAAAUCGAGAAGCGCGACUGGACAAGCCCGUCCAAGUACACGUUGAAUGCUCUCCAAGACAUACUGUCUCGACUUGCCUUUAUUGGUUGCUCGCGUAUCCCCCUCAACAUCGCUCUCGAUGACGAACCUCCCAAGUCUUUUAAGCCCCUCCAGCACUUCAUCAAGCUCGCAGCAUCCAUGCAAGAUCUCUUCCCUCUGUCUCCACUCCCCACCUCGGAAAAGGAGUCGCUGGCGAACUCCUAUGUCAUUUCUGCGCUCCAUGGAGCCAUGCUUCACUUCCGCGAUGCUUGUUUCGAGAAGUUCGGACACAAGGUAUUGGAAGCGUAUUCGGGGAGUGACAGGAACUGGAUCGAGGACUUUCAAGGUCUACCGAAGAACUGGCUGCAUCAGCUGCAAGGAGAGAACGGCUCGUCCGAGGUGGUCAUCAAAGAGGAUGACCCCGAGGUUUACCGCGAGUUCCUCAGGAUUAGCUUGUUCAUCGUCAGGCACCUUUACAGGGAGGCUGCUUACGGGAAGCAAGCCCCCUGGAGUGAGCGAGUCUUUGCCCAAGUGGCCAACCUGGCAGCGCUCGUAGUUCGGAGUCUCGAAGAGAACCUACAAAAGUCCUGCAACUUGGCCCAAAAUGCCUUCAACUUCUUUUUCUCCCAAGACCUGUCGUCAUCUGGGCCGAGCUCGCUCGCGCCUUUCAGGAAGUUGCUCAUUCUCGGAAUCCUUCAAGGACUUCGUCCCGCAGCAAUGACCGAACUGUACGCACCGCAAGGUAUUGCCGAGACCUUCAUGUGCGACACCUCAAGAAUGGCUACCGUCCUUUUAGCAGUCGGCGAGAUCCGCGGCACCAUCUGUGCCGUUCUAGCCAACAAGUACAAGGGCGGCCAAUCCACCUUCGACCCUGAGUCCGAAACCAUGAAGCGAGUCCUCUCCUUCUGGGGCGAGCAGCUCAAGACAGCCAUCAACACCGACAAUACCGACCCGGCCAUCUUCGAAGUCUACAACACCGUUGCCAUGCACACCAUCGCCGGCGCCUGUGGCCGACAGGACAAGAACGUCCUCAGCCUAGUCCCCAUCCUGCACGAAGCCAUCGCCUCCCCAGGCCCGAACGGCGCCAUCGUCGCCCGUACCAUCGGCGGUCUGAUCAAGACCAAUGAGCUGUUGACCUCUGAAAACCACGCCGUGGUGAAGCGCUUCUACAAGCAAUGGGCCUACACGCACUUCGCCAAACCUCUCUAUGACCUCGCCCUGCCCACAGGCGACGAAGACACCGCUUUCGCCGCAGGCCGUUACACAAUCGCCAUCCUCUCGCUUGUCUCCAACUGUCCCUUCGAAGUCUACCAAGAAGAUCUUCCCGCCCUUGUCCGCUUGCUCAUCACCGCUCUCAACAACAACUCCUGCGCUUCCGCCUCCAAUGGAGGGGAUAUCACCCAACCCCAGGUAGCCACCUCUCUCGAAGUGCUCGUCGAAAUCUUGUCUCACGAGCCGGAGGCGCUCAUGGGACACCUGAAGGCGAUCAUCACGGCGGGCAUGAAGACGUACGAGGAGGCUGCGGCUCAGAAUACCAACAAAGUGUUGGCGAGAAACCUGGCGGCGGCGAGGAAGCUGACGCUGCAGUUGCUGGGAGCGAUCCCGAAGAAAUUUGAGGAGAGGCAUCUGUUACCGUAUGCGCUGCCGAUGCAGAGGAUGUUGGCGAUGGCUAGUGGGGACAAGAGCAGAGAGGCGAGGAAGGUGGCGUUGCUUGCUAGGGAAAAUUGGGCUAAGAUUUCUGCGUAG